AGUCCCAAUUGUCUAACAGUAUAAAGCCUAGCCUCACCGCACCUCUCCUCUAUCGCCAUUUAUAUCCACUGAACUCUACCUGAACGAAUCUGAAACGAUGCCGUACUAUCACGAGGAAGACGAUGUCCACGACUUUGACGAAUACGAUCCCACUCCGUACGGUGGAGGUUACGACAUCCAUCUGACGUACGGGCGCCCGUUGCCGCCGUCCGAUGAGACUUGCCACCAAUUAGCGUCCGAUGGAGACUUCGACUACGCUCGUCCCGAGUUCUCUUCUUACGCCGAGCCUUCGGCCUACGCUGACGAGGCUCUCAACACUGAGUACAGCUCCUAUGGCCGUGUCAAGCCUCGACCAGGAUCUGGACCUCGACCCGCUUUUGGGGAUGAGGGAGGUUAUGGGGGGCGGCCUCAGCAGCCUAGACCCGAAUUUGGAUCUGGGUAUGGCCGGAGACCGGAGUAUGAACAACCCGCAUCCGAGUAUGGAUCUGGGUAUGGCGGGACUGAUUAUCCACCACCUGGAACACAAUAUGGAGGAAGGCCUGAUUCGGAAUACGGAUCCGGAUAUGGUCGUAAACCGGAGUACGAGUCAGAGUAUGGCCGGAAACCAGAAUACGAAUCUGGAUAUGGCCGUAAACCCGAGUACGAGUCAGAGUAUGGCCGAAAACCGGAAUACGAAUCUGGCUAUGGUAGGAAACCUGAGUAUGAGUCAGAGUACGGAAGAAAGCCGGAAUACGAAUCUGGUUAUGGCCGGAAGCCCGAGUACGAGUCAGAGUAUGGCCGAAAACCGGAAUACGAAUCUGGGUAUGGUAGGAAACCUGAGUAUGAGUCAGAGUACGGAAGAAAGGCGGAAACUGAAUCCGGACACGGCCGGAAACCCGGAUCUGAAUAUGGGUAUGACCGAAAACCUGAUUACGAGUCCGGGUAUGGUGGGCAAUCGGAGUAUGGAUCUGGGUAUGAGAGAAAACAAGAAUAUGGGUCCGGCCAUGGCGGAAGCAAUGAGCCCGAAUAUGGUGGAGGGUCAACUUAUGGCUCAGGAUUUGAGAGGAAGCCGAGCUAUGAGAGAUCAGAGGAAGAUGAAGGGUACAGGAAGCCCAGUUAUGGGUACGAGGGGCGUCGUCAAGAUGAUGAUGAUGAAUAUGGCGGUGGCUACCGCAAGAAGAAAGAUGAUGACAGUGAUGAUGAUGAGAAGAAGCAUCGCCACCACCACCACCACCACCAUGGGCGCCAUGAUGAUGAGUGAUCAAAAUGUUGGUUGCCUUGUGAAUGGGAUUCAUGCCAUCGUUUGCUACUAAAUAAAAGGGUCGAGGCAUGUCUGCCCUGUGUGGUUCUUCUAGACCCUGCAGACGAAUUUCCAUAUAAACUAUGUGCUUGUGUGUGUGCUGUGCGCAGCCUGUGUUCAUAUGUACUGCCAGUGUUUGUGCUUCUUAAUAAAAUCCGAAAACUUUUGUGUUGGUUUGUCUUAA
Mangifera indica (mango) is the source of this 1463-nucleotide messenger RNA. RefSeq lists its product as uncharacterized. NCBI's taxonomy places the organism in Eukaryota, Viridiplantae, Streptophyta, Magnoliopsida, Sapindales, Anacardiaceae. Gene Ontology annotation, molecular function: phosphatidic acid binding. The coding region runs from base 98 to 1240 and encodes 380 amino acids. The transcript has 2 exons. The record is from RefSeq and is a predicted model, not a curated record.